Molecule: messenger RNA, 4249 nt
Organism: Calidris pugnax (ruff)
Lineage: Eukaryota; Metazoa; Chordata; Aves; Charadriiformes; Scolopacidae
Gene: CBFA2T2
Product: core-binding factor, runt domain, alpha subunit 2; translocated to, 2
Exons: 11
Coding region: 334-2049 (571 amino acids)
Biological process (GO): DNA-templated transcription; negative regulation of DNA-templated transcription
Cellular component (GO): nucleus
Molecular function (GO): transcription corepressor activity
Source: RefSeq, a predicted model, not a curated record
CCCUCUAAGCUGGGUAUUCUGGCAAGGUGGAGAGCUGGUCUGUUUGGCAGGACCUUCCCAUCUGGGAUCCAUCUGUGUUUCCCUGGAAUUGGACAGGCGGCUCCAGGCGGUGAGAAAUCGCAGAUGUGCGGGACCUGACACAUGUCCAGCUAAUGAAAGGAGAAGGCAGGCUGGGCUCCGGCUGCGCUGGGAGAUCACGAGCCGAGGAGGAGGAGGAGGAGGAGGGAGGAAGAGCGCUUUUAUUUAUAUUUCAAAGCAACUAGGUGUAUUCAACAGCAGCUGGAUCCUUGCAACCUCCCUCUUUAGGUUGCUGGUGAGAAGAGGGUGCCAGUGAUGCCCGGAUCGCCCGUGGAAGUGAAGAUUCAGUCCAGGUCCUCUCCUCCCAACAUGCCACCACUGCCCCCCGUCAACCCCGGCGGCCCCCGCCCAGUGUCCUUCACCCCGACUGCACUGCCCAACGGAAUAAACCAUUCCCCCCCGACUCUGAACGGGGCACCAUCCCCACCCCAGCGGUUUAGCAACGGGCCUUCCUCCUCCUCUUCCUCCUCGCUGACCAACCAGCAGCUCCCGGCCACGUGCGGUGCCCGGCAGCUCAGCAAGCUCAAGCGCUUCCUCACUACCCUCCAGCAGUUCGGCAACGACAUCUCACCAGAGAUUGGGGAGAAGGUCCGGACCCUCGUCCUGGCGUUGGUGAACUCGACGGUGACAAUCGAGGAGUUUCACUGCAAGCUGCAGGAGGCGACCAACUUCCCCCUGCGGCCGUUCGUGAUCCCCUUUCUGAAGGCCAACCUGCCGCUGCUGCAGAGGGAGCUGCUGCACUGCGCCCGCGCCGCCAAGCAGACGCCCUCCCAGUACCUGGCCCAGCACGAGCACAUCCUGCUGAACACCAACACCACGUCCCCUGCAGACUCCUCCGAGCUGCUCAUCGAGGUGAACGGGAACGGCAAAAGGCACAGUCCGGACAGGAGGGAAGAGAACAGCUUUGAGAGGGAGUCGCUGCCAACAGAGCCUCCAGCCAAGAGGGUGUGCACCAUCAGCCCCGCACCCCGGCACAGCCCUGCCCUCACCAUCCCCCUGAUGAACCCUGGGGGGCAGUUCCACCCCACCCCACCACCCCUCCAGCACUACACCUUGGAAGAUAUCGCCACCUCCCACCUCUACAGGGACCCCAGCAAGAUGUUGGAGCACAGAGAGAUUCGGGACAGGCACAGCAGUCUCGGUUUGAAUGGAGGAUACCAGGACGAGCUGGUGGACCACCGCUUAACGGAGAGAGAGUGGGCUGACGAGUGGAAGCAUCUGGAUCACGCUCUGAACUGCAUCAUGGAGAUGGUGGAGAAGACGCGGCGCUCGAUGGCGGUGCUGCGGCGCUGUCAGGAGGCCGAUCGGGAAGAGCUCAACUACUGGAAGCGUCGGUGCAGCGAGACGGCCGAGCCGCGGAAGGCGGGAGGAGACCUCAUCUCCCGGCAGCACAGCCCCGGCAGCUCCGACUCCAUCGGCAGCGCAGAUUCCUUGCGGGAGUUCAGCAGCCGCUCGGGAACGGGCUACGUCACCGAAGAGAUCUGGAAAAAAGCUGAAGAAGCGGUGAACGAGGUGAAGCGCCAGGCCAUGUCGGAGGUGCAGAAGGCAGUGGCGGAGGCCGAGCAGAAGGCCUUUGAGAUGAUCGCCUCCGAGAGGGCUCGGAUGGAGCAGACCAUUGCAGAUGCCAAGCGCCAGGCCACCGAGGAUGCUUUCUUAGUGAUAAACGAACAGGAGGAGUCCACAGAGAGCUGCUGGAACUGCGGUCGCAAAGCCAGCGAGACCUGCAGCGGCUGCAACAUCGCCCGGUACUGCGGCUCCUUCUGCCAGCACAAGGAUUGGGAGAGGCACCACCGCAUCUGCGGGCAGGGCCUGCACGGCCAGAGCAAGCCCCUGGCUCUGCCCACGGGCCGAUCGGCCACCGCCAAGAGCCUGGACGGCAUCCCCAGCCCGGCCCUCGAGAAGACCUCGGCCACCACCUCCCGCUCCUCCACCCCGGCAUCCGUGACAGCCAUAGAAACGAACGGGCUCUAAAGGGGAGAGUUCAUUUCACUCCAUUUGAUUGGUUUCUCCUGGUGGUGGGGGGGAAAGGGGGGGGGGGGGUUUAAGCCAAAAAACAACCCCCCCCCCCCCAACCCCACAGGGACUUGUCUCACUUGACACAUUGGACCCAUCGCGCCACCUCCUCGGGCUUUGCCAUCUCAUUCUGCCUUUUUCCUUUGGUGGCUGGUGGAGAACUGGUGUGGCCCUUGCCCGCAGCCCCUCUCCGUGCCGGGGGCCACCAGAGCAUCACUGGGGACCUGCAGGAGGCCGGGGGUGGGGGGGGGACCUGGACUGGCCGGAGAGCGCUGCUGGCACACGUAGGGGAUGCUGAGCCCCCUCCUCACGGAUCAAACUUCCUUUCCUGAGACUCCUGAGCCCUCUCCUCCUUCACCUGCCUUGCUCCCAUAACGUCCAUCUGGUUUUUCCCUGCUCCUGGCCACCGGUGUCUCCCACGUGCCUGUGUCCCAGCAGGAUCAUCCCAUCCUCCAGUGCAACAGCCAGAGGGACCCCCCAGGUCUCUGCUCCCCCCGGGGGGUGGGUGGGUGGGUGGUGGUUGCAGAGUUGGGAGGAGAAGAUUCCUCUGCUCUAAACCAAACGUGGGUUCCAGGGAAGUACAGAUGGGCCCUUCCUUGUGGCCUGGGUUGAACCCCGAUCCGUGACGGGACGGAGAGGUGUGUGUCACCCCGGGUGGGACCUUUGCCCAUCCAGAAAGGCUGCAGGUGGUUAUUGCCCUUCCCCCCGGGGUACCGGUGCUUUGCUGUGCAGAAAGGGGGUGGGUGGGUGGUUGUCCCUGUGUGGAAGCGGUUGGGUUGAGAGUUCCUGCCGUUGUUUUUAACCACAGAGACCCCCCCGCGAUGGCCAUGAGUUAUUUACAGCCUGUAGAAACCCCCCCCGCCUCCAUGCUCCUCUCCCCAGAGAUGCCCAGGGCUGCGUGGCCACCACCUCCUCCUCCUCCAGCCAUCGGAGACCGUCCCAAAAAUGCUGUCUGGGAGAGGGAGGUCCCUCAGGGAUGCCCCGGGGACAUCAGGGCUCAGAGAGUCCCUGCUGCAGCGUGGAAGGAGGGGGUUGGGGGCAGCGCAGACCCCACCAGCGCCCCAUGGCAGGGCUGCUCCGGGGGGCUCCGUGGAGAGGUCGGAAUCACAGCCUGAGGGAGCAGCAAUUUCCCACCCUGAGCACCGACGGGCUCUGGAAAAACAGCUCUUUUUGGGAAAGCCGUGUAGCCGUGACGGGUUUUGUGCCGGAGCCCAAUGAGGCGAGUAAUUCCCCAAUUACUCCUGAUGGCUUUUGCAAGGGGAGGCAAAUAAUAGGCCUGGAAUGAAUCCUCACUGGGGCUGCAGCACCCGGGGACCCGGCUCUGUCCCGGGGGGGAGAGCACUGCGGGAGCUGCCAACAUGGGCCAGGGGGGGUGACCCCAUCUCUGCCAGGUUCUUUUAUACAAAAAAAAAAGAAAAAAGAAAAAGCCACGAAGUCCAAAAGUUCAGAGAGCUGGGGAGCGUCCCCCGGGAGCUGGGGAUGCGGCUGCAGGGAGCUGAGGGACGAAUUCAGCCCCAAAUGGGGGUGACACCGGAGCCACCCUGUGCCCUGCAGCAGCAGCCGGGUCCCCGCAGCCCGGGGAGGGUGCCACCAGCCUGGGGGUGCUCACCGGAGGCAGAGGGGUGGCCCCCAACUGCCACAGCCCCAGCACAACAGGCCGGAGUCUGCAUCACGGAGGAGGAGGAGGAGGAGGAUGCGUGAUGUCCCCGGAGCUGGCAGCGGGGACCCACUGCCCCGUGGUGGGACAGGGGCAGGAGAGCAGGGCAGGGCCGGGAGAAACCGCUUGUAAAUAGAUCGUCUUCCAUAAUUCUCAUGCAACUUGGCUGGCCGUGUAUUCAAAUUAACCCCAGCGUACAUGGGUGAAAUACUAACAGUGGUGGAUAGAACGAUUGGGUCUUUUUGGGGUUUGCUUUUUUUUUUUUGUUUCUUAAACCUGGAAUGAUAAAUGUGAAACUGGGAACGCGGGAAGACUUUUGGUUGAGGUUUCUGAUUUUUUUUAUUUUUUUUUUUUUUGACAUUGAACUCUGUAAUAGAAAUUUGUUACUUCAUUCCUGUUCAUAACUUAUUUAAUGUACUGUAUAAAGGAACCCAAACUGUUACAGAUGGAUUUAGUUUGUUCUACUCCAAAGUAGUCAAUAAAAGGACUAUAUUCAUGGUA